AUUUGUACGAAUGGGCAAUUGUAAUGUGUUGGAUAAAAAAGAAGAAUUUUAAGAAGCAAUGUAAUCAAUAAGAAAUUAUGAAAUCUUAGAUAUACUUGGUAAAGGAGGAUUUGGAAAAGUCAUAAGAGUAAGGCGAAAAAAGAAUAAUCAACUUUAUGCUAUGAAAAUAAUGUCAAAAGCAAAAAUCGUUGAGAAAAAAUGCGUAUCAUCAGUAUUAAAUGAAAAGAAUUUGUUAAAGUAAUUGCAUCAUCCUUUUAUUGUGAAUAUGCAUUCCGCAUUUUAAGAUAGGGAAAAUUUAUAUUUAGUCCUUGAUCUCCUUAGUGGAGGCGAUUUGAGAUAUCAUCUAUUUAAAAAUAAAAGGUUUUCAGAAGAAGAAGCAUAGUUUUUUGCUGCUUGUAUAAUUGUAAGUCUAGAAUAUCUCCAUCAAAAUGGGAUUCUUCAUAGGGAUCUCAAGCCUGAAAACUUGGUUUUUGAUGAACAGGGAUAUCUUCGGUUAACAGAUAUGGGAAUUGCAAGAGUUUGGAGACCAGAUAAUGCUUCAGAUACAAGUGGAACUCCAGGGUAUAUGGCACCAGAAGUGAUGUGCAAAUUAAAACAUGGUAUUGCGGUUGAUUUUUUCGCUUUGGGUGUUAUUCUUUAUGAAUGUAUGCUUGGAAAAAGGCCUUAUGUUGGGAAAACUAGACAAGAGAUUAGGGAUUAAAUCCUAUCCAAACAAAUACAAAUCAAAAGAUCAUAAUUACCUGUUGCUUGGUCAAUCGAGGCUGGAGAUUUUAUAAAUUAACUCAUCUAAAGAAAACCUGAAAAUAGACUAGGAACAGACAAUCCUUCAGAUGUUAAGAACCAUCCAUGGUUUAGUGCUUUUGAUUGGGAAAUGUUGCUUAAGAAAAAGUAUAAUCCACCCUAUUACCCAAAAAAGUUCAAAGGGUAUGAAGGAUCACUAGAGGAUACAAUGGAGGAUGAAAAUGACAAGAAAUUCAUAUUACUCAGAAAUAACACUCUAUGUGAAUAAUUCAACGAGUAUCGUUAUAAUCCUGAAGAUUGUAUCAAGAAGUGA
This is a messenger RNA of Paramecium tetraurelia, 1054 nucleotides long. RefSeq lists its product as uncharacterized. Gene Ontology annotation, molecular function: protein serine/threonine kinase activity; ATP binding. The record is from RefSeq and is a predicted model, not a curated record. NCBI's taxonomy places the organism in Eukaryota, Ciliophora, Oligohymenophorea, Peniculida, Parameciidae. The transcript has 6 exons. Gene Ontology annotation, biological process: intracellular signal transduction; peptidyl-serine phosphorylation.